GAUGACCCAGAGCUUUAAGUGGUCAAAGCUCAAGUUAGGGAGAUGGGGGAACAAUCGGAGAAGCUUAAGGAGCUACAGAACGAGGUAGAGAAACAGAUGAAUAUGAGUCCACCUCCACACAAUGUUGGCCCAGUGAUCAUGUCCAGUGAAGAGAAGAUGGAGGCUGAUGCCUGUUCUAUCCAUGUUGGCAAAGCAGACUAUGAUGCAACAGCAGAAGGGCCAGAAGCACUCGUUCAUGGCUACGGUUCAAUCAACUGCGUUACCUUACUCUGUGACAGGUCUAGUGGCCAUCCUAAAGGGUUUGCAUAUAUAGAGUUCUCAGACAAAGAGUCAGUGAGGACUUCCUUGGCCUUAGAUGAGUUCCUAUGUAGAAGAAGACAAAUCAGGGUGAUCCCAAAACGAACCAAUGGACCAGGGUUUCCCAUGAGCCCGAGACCAUGCUGGACCACCAACUACAACAGUUCCCCCUCUCCAUUCUACAAUGGUUUUACACUAUAAUGGUUUUACCGGCCCUGGGGUUGCAUCUACAGGGGCCAGGCUAGAGCAACAUCAUGGUAUUCCCUUUACUUAAAAAAAAGUGUGUAUUAG
Messenger RNA from Mustela erminea (ermine), 588 nucleotides. RefSeq names its product polyadenylate-binding protein 2-like. The record is from RefSeq and is a predicted model, not a curated record. Gene Ontology annotation, molecular function: RNA binding. Lineage: Eukaryota; Metazoa; Chordata; Mammalia; Carnivora; Mustelidae.